AUGUCAAGAAAUGGAUACUUCUUUGAAGAAAGUGGGUACCUCAAAUGCGACAUGGACGAUGGCUGCGAGGCCAAGGAGGAGACGGGGGGCGAGGAGCUCUUCGACGCGGUGAACAACACCGUCGUCUCGGGGGACAGCAUCCGCUUCUUCGUCAACGUUAACCUCGAGGUGCCGCCGAAUGCCACCGAUGAAAAUGAAAGUGCUGGCUGCGUGUUACUGCACACAUCAAGGAAGUAUCUGAAAUUAAAGAAUUUUGAGGAGGAAGUCAGAGCCCACAGAGACCUGGAUGGGUUCUUGGCCAGAGCCAGCAUCAUCCUUGAUGAAACGGCCACCUCCUUGGACGAUGUUCUUCGAGAGAUGCUGAAGCACUUUGCUGAAGAUCCUGAGAACAUGGAGCCAAGCUGCAACUUUGAAAAAAUCAUGAGCACUUUAUUCACAGAUUCAGGGACCCCACGAGAAGGGAAUGUUCACCUCUUAUCAGAUACAAUUCAAGGGGUCACAGCGACAGUCACAGGGGUGCAAUAUCAGCAAUCCUGGCUCUGUAUCAUUUGCACUAUAAAGUCCCUUCAGCGACGUCAUGUUUGCAUCAGCCGCCUGGAGAGGCCUCAGAAUUGGGGUGAAAACUCCUGCGAAGUGAGAUUCGUGAUAUUAGUCCUUGCUCCUCCAAAAAUGAAAAGUACCAAAACAGCCACAGAAGUGGGCAGGACCUUUGCCACAAUGUUUUCGGACAUAACCUUUCGGCAGAAGCUCCUAGAAACCAAAACAGAAGAGGAGUUCAAGGAAGCCUUAGUCCACCAACGCCACUUAUUGACGGUGGUGAAUCAAAGACCUUCGAUAAGUGAUGGGCACAAGUCACACGGCCAUAAACCGCUCAAGUUGCAUGAGUUUCUCAAUGUUGGCAAGGGGAUUUCUGAUGACAUUGCACGAAGAUUUCCAGUGUACGCUUUGGACUUCACUGAUGGUAUUAUUGGAAACAACAAAGCUAUAGGGAAAUACAUCACAACUAUGAUCUUUCUGUAUUUUGCCUGCCUCCUUCCAUCCAUUGCUUUUGGGUCACUCAAUGAUGAAAAUACUCGAGGAGUUAUUGAUGUUCAGAAGACAAUCGUUGGCCAGUGUAUUGGGGGGCUGCUUUAUGCACUCUUUUCAGGGCAGCCUCUAGUUGUACUCCUAACUACAGCUCCUUUAGCACUCUACAUCAAUGUCAUCCGAGGAAUCUGUGAUGACUACAACUUGGAUUUCAGUGCUUUCUAUGCCUGGAUUGGACUGUGGAACAGCUUUUUCCUUGUGAUGUACUCCCUCUUUAAUUUCAGUCUCCUGAUGAAACUCUUUAAAAGGUCAACAGAAGAAAUAAUUGCACUUUUUAUAUCCAUCACAUUUGUGCUUGAUGCCUUCAAAGGCAUCAUUAAAGUUUUUAAGAAAUAUUACUACAGUGGGCGCACAGGAGAAAGUUACUUGGAAAAAGCACCAACUGAUGCUAUUCCAAGCCUCGGCAUCAAUACCACCUUCUUGAUGAAUUCAUCAGUGAGCAGAUCCAUGUCCCUAGAGAAUCAAACAGGCACGCAUGAUGUGCAUUAUGGACGUGAAACUGCCGUCCUUAGUCUCAUGUUGAUGUUGGGUACCCUUUGGCUUGGUCAUACGCUCUAUCAGUUUAAGAAAAGCCCUUAUUUGCAUGCCAGAGUACGUGAAAUUCUGUCCGACUGUGCCUUACCGAUUUCAGUUCUGACUUUCUCUGCUGUGGGUUCCUAUAUCUUCAAGGAAAUUGAAAUGUCCAAAUUUAACUACAACCCAUCUGAGAGUUUGUUCGUGCUGGCCCCAGUCCAGUCACUCUCCAUUGGGUCAGUGAUGAGUGCCAUGGGGCUGGGGUUCCUCCUGUCGAUGCUCUUCUUCAUAGAGCAGAACAUCGUGGCAUCACUCACAAAUGCACCGGAGAACAGGUUGGUGAAGGGAACAGCUUACCACUGGGACCUCCUGCUUGUUGCGCUGAUUAACACAGGGCUGUCUGUCUUCGGCCUUCCAUGGAUCCAUGCUGCCUUCCCUCACUCCCCAAUGCACGUCCGUGCCCUGGCUUACGUGGAGGAGAGGGUUGAAAGUGGACACAUCUAUGAGACGAUUGUGAGUGUGAAGGAGACCCGGUUGACAAGCCUAGUGGCAAACUUCUUGGUUGGCCUCUCCCUUCUGCUUCUCCCUUUCCCUCUUCAGUGGAUCCCAAAGCCAGUGCUCUAUGGACUCUUCCUCUACAUUGCGUUGACCUCUAUUGAUGGGAACCAGCUCUUUGAAAGGGUGGCACUCCUGCUCAAAGAACAGACUGCUUAUCCUCCGACACAUUACAUCCGCAGAGUGCCUCAGAGGAAGAUCCACUAUUUCACAGGCUUGCAGGUCCUGCAGCUCCUCAUCCUCUGUGGUUUUGGCAUGUCACCGUUGCCCUACAUGAAGAUGAUCUUCCCACUCAUCAUGAUAGGGAUGAUCCCAAUCAGGUAUAACCUGCUCCCUAGGAUCAUUGAAGCCAAGUACUUGGAUGCUAUGGAUGCAGAACACUAAACGGGGUCCUCUGCACACAGAGCAGCGAGGACAGCUCUGUCAGAGUUGGGAGGUGGCUUUGCCGAGGCAUAGAACAAUCUAUCUCAGUUCUUUCUUUCACCACUUUCUUUCUGCUCUAAUACAGCAUUGGUAAUCCACACACAUCAAAGAUCAAUUGAGCGUUGAAGUGUCAGACCAACCCAGCCGUGGACUAGGGAGGCUGAUGCUCCUUGGAGCUGUGAGGCAAGCAAGCUUUAUGGAAACUGCUGCUUUCCACAUCCCCAAAGUGGAAACCCCAAAGAUCAGCAUGUCUGUAUGGUUGGAGCAUGCGUCCUCAGAGUUGUCAUGUGUUCCCUUGUUUGAG
This is a messenger RNA of Nestor notabilis (Kea), 2881 nucleotides long. It is a transcript of the gene SLC4A11, whose product is annotated as solute carrier family 4, sodium borate transporter, member 11. Gene Ontology annotation, cellular component: plasma membrane; basolateral plasma membrane. The transcript is spliced from 19 exons. Gene Ontology annotation, biological process: transmembrane transport; monoatomic ion homeostasis; monoatomic anion transport. Lineage: Eukaryota; Metazoa; Chordata; Aves; Psittaciformes; Psittacidae. The record is from RefSeq and is a predicted model, not a curated record. Gene Ontology annotation, molecular function: solute:inorganic anion antiporter activity. Bases 1 to 2538 code for a protein of 845 amino acids.